This is a messenger RNA of Closterium sp. Naga37s-1, 1020 nucleotides long. Lineage: Eukaryota; Viridiplantae; Streptophyta; Zygnematophyceae; Desmidiales; Closteriaceae. The record is from the annotation of a GenBank genome assembly.
AUGUCAAAGCCGGAGAAGGACAACGCCCCGUGGUGCGCGGCGGGAGCGGUGAACGCCAAGGACUGCUGCGCGGCAUGCAAGGCGGGCGCCACCGCCACCAACAAGAAGCCCUUUGCGUGCCGCUUCUGGGUGCACAUCCCAUCGUCGCCCAGCGAGGGCAAGUGCAACGGCAAGGAGUGCGGCAAGUGCCUCCUCCUGCCCGACCUUAAAUCCCUCUUGCCCACUAAGAGCGACAAGAACGGCUCCGGCGGAAAGAAGGUGCGCAUCGGCAAGAACUGCGCCGCCGUCGAGAACGACCCGCACUUUACGGGCGCCCACGGCACCAAAUUCGACUUCAACGGGCUGCCCGAGAAGAACUUCUGCCUGUACACGGACCGCGCGGUGCACGUGAACAUGGGCAUGCGCGAGUACCUCGACUCGCGCUCCACGCAGAGCGCCGCCCUCGUCGUCAACGGCUCCGCCCCCGCCACGCACUCGCUGGUGCUGACGGCGCGCAACGGCAAGGAGCAGCUCCGCGGAGCAUCUGGCUUCCUGGCGUCCGCCGAGAUCGACGGCACGCCCCUCCCCCGCCUCACCCCGGGCGAGACCCGCAGCCUCGCCGGCGGCAAGGUGUCGCUCGAGUUUGUGGGAGAGGAGAAGACCGGCCCGUACGACGUGGAUCACUACUACCUGCGCAUCGACGGGCUCCUGGAGUUGGAUCUGAAGCUGCGCCCCGCGCACCCUCUGCUGCAGACACCUGACGACGCGCAGGUCCAUAUUAAUGUGAUGUUCACUGACGCGAGUGUGAGCAGCAGCGUGCACGACGUGAUGGGGCAGACGUACCGAAGCGGCAGGGAGUCGCGCACGGUGGAGUUCUCUAGGCUCGCUGCCAUGCUGCACCAUCCCGUGUCCGCCGAUGGCGCGGAGGGCAGGGGCUUCCUGGACGGGCAGGUGAAGGACUAUGAGACCAGCGCCGUCACCGCCACUGACUGCCGAUACUCCGCCUUCAACGGCCAGAAGCUCCCCGUUUCCUCGUACUAG